AACUGCAGAAAACCAACGAGAAAAAGGAGGAAUGUCGGAAUCAACCCAAUCAAAAGUGAUGCAGAUUAGAUGACACGCCCAAGUAGAAAGAGCCAUCGGCACACAGCGAUAUCAAUGCGUCUACCUACACGGCUGGGCAGUGCUGGACAUUUUUAGAACUGCGAUGUCGGUACAGGACAAAUGGACAAAUCCAACAUAUUUUGACGGGCUUUGUGCGUUGCCCAGGGGAUGGGAAAAAUCUCAACAAAUUUCCUGCACGAAGAAGUUAUAGCUGGACAUUUGCAAGUAGCAGAGUGGAAAAAACUUCUGUAUGGGCAAAAAAUGUAAUUGUAGUUGUGUGCUUCACAUCGUCUCUUCCUUCCCCUAGGUUUUGUCAGAGAAAUCUGUGUGUAUUCAUUCGCUAUCGAUGUCUGCUACGUUCGUUUCUGGAAGCAGCGUUCCAGGUGAUUCUGGAGAUUCAUCUGAAGUACGCACAACGAAAGUUGGUAAUGUUGCGUCUCUGUCACAGGUUCAGAAGACUGCGAUCGAUACACAUGGUAACGUGUUCAAAGUUCCUGAUUACACCAUCAAGGACAUCUUGAGUGCCAUUCCAAAGCACUGCUACGAGAGAAGUCUCGUUAGAUCUCUUGGUUAUGUUGCCAGAGACAUCAUCUGUAUGACCAUCAUCGGAAACGUUGGUUACAGACUGAUCCCACUUGUUGAGAGCCAGGCCAUCAGAUUCGUUCUGUGGAACGUCUAUGCCUACUGCUUGGGUCUCUUCGCCUUUGGGUUGUGGAUUUUGGCUCAUGAGUGUGGUCACGGUGCCUUUAGUGAUUACACCUGGGUCAACGACACGGUUGGCUGGAUCUUGCACUCGUAUUUGCUGGUUCCGUACUUCUCCUGGAAGUUCUCCCACGGUAAACACCACAAGGCCACUGGUCAUUUGACAAGAGACAUGGUCUUCGUCCCUUACACCAAGGAGGAGUAUGUCGAAAUGAAGGGGAAAUCAGUGAUCUCAGAAGUUGCAGAAGAAACGCCAAUCAUGAGUUUCCUUACGCUCAUCUUCCAACAGAUCGGUGGUUUGCACUUCUACCUCCUCACCAACGCAACAGGCCAACCUCACCCUGAGUACUCUGCACUUGGUAGAUCCCACUUCAACCCAUCCUCGCCAAUCUUUGAGAAGAAGGAGUACUGGUAUAUCGUCCUGUCCGAUAUUGGUAUGCUGUGCACCUUUGCCCUUGUCUACUGGUGGUCCAAGACCUUCAGCGCUUGGUCUGCUUUCAUCAACUGGUUCGUCCCAUUCAUGUGGGUCAACCAUUGGCUGGUCUUCGUCACCUUCCUGCAGCACACAGACCCAACAAUGCCUCAUUACGAUGAUUCAGAAUGGACAUUCGCCAAAGGUGCCGCCGCCACUAUCGACAGAAACUUUGGAUUUGUCGGCCAACACAUCUUCCACGACAUCAUCGAGACACACGUCCUCCACCACUACGUCUCAAGAAUCCCAUUCUACAACGCUAGAGAGGCUAGCGCCGCUAUCCAAAAGGUCAUGGGAGAGCACUACAGAUACGAAGGUGAAAACAUGUGGCUUUCCUUGUGGAAAGUCAUCAGAUCCUGCCAGUUUGUCGAGGGCGACAACGGUGUCAGAAUGUACAGAAACGUCAACGGCAUCGGCAUCAAGCCAACAGACUCAAAACUAUAGAGACAGCUUGCCGCGAGCCAUAGUUAUAUAUUCGACUCUAUUAGAAGUGAUCUUAAGAGUACAAGUUUGUAUUGCC
Williopsis jadinii is the source of this 1754-nucleotide messenger RNA. Its product is annotated as omega3 fatty acid desaturase. The coding region runs from base 407 to 1678 and encodes 423 amino acids. Gene Ontology annotation, molecular function: oxidoreductase activity. The transcript has a single exon. Lineage: Eukaryota; Fungi; Ascomycota; Saccharomycetes; Phaffomycetales; Wickerhamomycetaceae. The record is from RefSeq and is a predicted model, not a curated record. Gene Ontology annotation, biological process: lipid metabolic process.